AUGUCUGGAAACCAGCAGUCGCUCUCCGGCUCGGCCACCAUGCCGCGUGGAUUCCACUACAACGCCGACGGCAUGUCGCCGCGAACUCCUGAGCCCAUGGCCAUGGCUGACGAAGUCAUGUUCCCGACCGCGCCGCGUCCGCGGCUACGCUUGAAGAGGCGCCAUGUAUCGCAAUUGACCGCGCCAACAGAGCAGUUCCUCGCGUCAGUCGCGGCUGCGGACGUCCCGAUUCCAAGCAUCGAGGAGCCGGAGAAUUUCGAACGCGACCAGGACAUGAAGGUUGACAUCCCCAAAGUACGCGUUCAGGACUUGGACGCUGGGGACAUCUACAGCCGAUUCCAAAUACCAAGACUGUCGCCACCAAAGACGCCUGCACCUGCCGAGAUCGCGCCAGCGUUGUUACCAGCUUUGCGAUUUCCCAACUGGUCGCUUGAGUCGACAUGGAGCAGUUCUGACCUCGAGUCGAGCCCGGACUACGAGUCUAGCCGGCCAUCAACCGCAUUUUCAACACAAACCAGCACUUCCCUUUUUAGCCACAUCUCGCAGCUCUCUGACGAUGAUGACUUGUUGAGCCCCGAGGAUGAUCAUUUCGAUCUAAGCUACGCCAAACCCGCCGCCCACGAACAAACUGUAAAGCGCCAGACUCGUCAGCAACGGAGACUGCCAUGGACGCCAGCCAUGAGCCAACAUCUGUGGUCGGUGUACACGCUCUACCUGCAGGAUCCCCGGGUAACCCCGAUCCGUCUCGGAAAGAGCAAUAUCCCUCCGCAUGGAGUCUGCUUGCGCGUUGCCAGAGAAGCCAAACGAAGCUGGCGAGGCACGAACUCGCUAAGCGGAGGCGUCAAGAGCCGGGAUCUCACACCAACAGCGAACGAGCCCAAACCAUUUGUACAAUGGCCCCAUUCGUCUGCUGCCACGCGUUCUCACUUGCGCGAACUAUGCAAGCGCAACGCGGCAGCCAAGUUCGGCCGCAACAGGUAUAUGUCGAGGAGCCCUACGCCCUUCCACAUGCAUCGCCCAGCAGCAGAACGCCGCCACCAACGAUCCAUCUCAGCCAGAUCUUCAUCUGUGUUCGCGGCGCACGACAUGGCCGUCUCCUUGGUUGUAAGCACGUCAGAUGCCAUGCAGCCCCAGGGGCCACUCGCCCAGCUCACAAUGUCCGAGCCUGAAUUCCUUCCCCCUCUCGAGAGAAAGACUCCCGUCGACGAGCCUACUGAGCCGUUCCCAGACCUAUCCCCCAUGCAUGAUCCUAGCCCCAUGGCUUCCUUGCCGUCGCCGAUCACGGGUGAAGAUGAACGUCUGCGCCUGGGUUCGCCAUUCACUUAUGGGCCGAGUUCGUCCUCAUCCUUAGCAGCUCAGAUCAACCCACGGGCGCGUUCAAGCACUGUUGGGGCGCGCAAACUGCUGAAGUCGCCCGUUCGCUUGACGAGAUCGCGAUCCGGCACGCAGAAGAGAAGGUCGACUCGAGCCGCCGAUGAUCAUCUUCAUCGCAAGCGACCGAGUCUUGCUACCGCAUUCGGCCGAGAGCUUUCGGAAGCUCUGGGCAUCUCACGGUCCAACGCCAGCCCACCACCUCCCGUGCCGACGGCUCUUCGCACCACUCCACAAUCUCCGGAGGUUAUAUCCAGCUCCAGCGCUGUGCUGCCGGACCCGUUCAUUAUUUCGCGCCCAGGCAUCGACCUGACGCAGCAGCCCGCGCGUCUGGGCUCGCCUUUCUCGGCAUCCGCCAACAGUCAGACGUUCCCUCACCGGCUCUCGGCACCGGUGCACUUCGAUAUGGGGGUGUUUCGGAGGCCAUUUGCUACGGUUCACCAGCCAAUUCAACCUGAACCUGGCACGCCAUCGAGGAGAGCCAGUCUGAUGUCUCGGCUCAGUCAUCUAGACCAACGGCUGCGCGACUUCCGUCAUCGUAGCACGGAACCGCGGAGAUCCCAGUCUCCCCCUUAA
Messenger RNA from Microdochium trichocladiopsis, 1947 nucleotides. RefSeq lists its product as uncharacterized. Bases 1 to 1947 code for a protein of 648 amino acids. The transcript has a single exon. The record is from RefSeq and is a predicted model, not a curated record. Lineage: Eukaryota; Fungi; Ascomycota; Sordariomycetes; Xylariales; Microdochiaceae.